UGUUGUUUGUAUAAAUACUCUGGUAUUAAUCAUAUUGUCUACUCUUAGAUAAGAUGCUUUUUUUUUGUUUAUAGUCAGUUUCAGAUACUCAAUUGCUAGGAGAUAUUCUACUAACCACAUUAAAAAGAUUUAGACUAAUUCCAUCGAUUGAUUACAAAACAGAAUAACUUUACUAAGAAUGGAAAAUACUGUCAAAAGGACAAACAAAUGCACAGGUGGAAACAGACUUUUGAUAAUAGGAAUACUUGUGUUUAUAUCUACCACAAUGAUAAUGACAGGUUUAUUUAUCAGUUUAAAAAUAAAAAGUGACGAGAAAGUGGAACAAUGUUCUCUGCCAUGCACAAAUGGUGGGACUUGCAAAGUGUGCGGAAAUGCAUAUGUAUGUGAUUGUCCAUCAAACAGCCUUGGAAGCCUAUGCCAAUAUACAUGUGAUAUUGGAUGGUCUUUGUACGAGACAACAUGCUUCAACAUCAGUACACUCUCACUCAGUUGGAACCUUGCUAAGGAUUCUUGUCGAUCCAUGGAUGGGAGGCUUGCUGAACAGAUAACAGAGGGAAAACAUGCAUUUAUUCAACAGCUUGAUGUUGAGAUACAUGGGACAGCAAUAGACUGGUUGUGGUUGGGAGGAACAGACAUGGAUAGUGAAGGAAAUUGGAUCUGGAACGAUAGUAAAAAAACAUUGAAUUUAACCUUUUGGAGACCUGGUGAACCCAACGACGCAGGCAGUGAAGAUUGUUUGGCUACUCAUACUGGCGUUUGGAAUGACAUUCCUUGCACAGCUGAAAAACAAUUUGUUUGUGAAAAAUCAAUUGCUACUUGACAGGAACACAUCAACCAGGACAACGAAUGUUUGCAUGUUUACAUCAUAACUUUGAACAAGUGGAUUGUUUGUUUUCGUGUUGUUGUUUUUCGUCUUUACAUAAAGUUGUUUUUCAAAUAAAAACCAAUCACGACA
Mytilus californianus (California mussel) is the source of this 955-nucleotide messenger RNA. RefSeq names its product CD209 antigen-like protein C. The transcript is spliced from 7 exons. The record is from RefSeq and is a predicted model, not a curated record. NCBI's taxonomy places the organism in Eukaryota, Metazoa, Mollusca, Bivalvia, Mytilida, Mytilidae. The coding region runs from base 179 to 820 and encodes 213 amino acids.